GGAUGCAAGCCAAUUCGUUAAGGAUUCUUCCCAGAGUGCCUCCAUACCUGCCUCCAUCACCAGUCUUGCUACUCUGCAUUACCUUGAUCUCACUAACUUUGAUCUGGUGGGGCCCAUUCCAUCCCUCGCCAGUCUCACCGGCCUCACCCACUUAGCUAUUGGGCCGCUUGACGGCAGCAGGUUGACUGGCACUGUGGACGGACUGGCUUGGCUCUCCUCCCUCACCAACCUGCAAACACUGAGUUUAAAGAGCUUCGAGGCAUUCACUGGGGACUUGUCCUCCCUGCAUAUUCUUUCUCACCUGAGAAAGCUUCAGCAGCUGGAACUCAGUGCGCUCACCAACGCCACAGGGGAGAUCCCCAGAGAGAUUCAAUAUAUGACUUCGCUCACUGGACUGGACCUAGCCUUCCUUCCUGCCGUGGAGUUUCCCAACUGGGUCACCCAGCUCUCCAAACUUCAGUAUCUGAACCUGGAAACGGACGAUCCACACCGGCAGGGGCGACUGCUGAAUGACGACAUCUCAGAGCUCACAGCACUCACCAGCCUGUCCCUCAGCGGAAACAACCUGGAAGGGUACCUGCCCAAGAGCUGGACGAAUCUGGUCAAUCUGCAGUCGCUAAUAUUAAGAAACAACCGUUUUCAAGGAACCAUUCCGACAACAUUCUCGGCCCUAACAAGCCUAUUUGAAAUAGACCUUUCAGGGAAUCUUCUGUCCGGUACAAUUCCCCCUGCGUUUGCCGCCAGCAUCCAGUCAAUAUCUCUCGGCUACAAUACCUUCAGUGGGCCCAUCCCACCACACCUGGCACUGCUCGACCUCGUGAAACUUGGUUUAUCCUCCAACUCGUUCUCUGGAGGCAUCCCAAACACAUUCACUCGCCUCACUCGCCUCACCGAUCUAGACAUGGCUGCCAACAAUCUCAACUCAGGCCUUGACGUGGUGGCUCAGAUGACAUGGCUUCGUUACAUAAGCCUCAAUACCAACAACUUCUCUGGUUUACUUCCACCGUCCUUCAAAGCUUUCAGUGCCCUCUAUUAUCUGGAUAUUGGAAACAACCACUUCACUGGAACUUUUCCAAAUUUUAUUCUGCGCCAAAAGGUUCUUGCUUCCCUGAACUUGAGCAACAACAGUUUCACAGGGAUCAUCCCCCACGGAUUGACCAACCUUGUCUACCUGAUGAAUUUAAAUCUUAAUGACAACAAUUUUCGUGGAACCUUCCCAUAUGGCCUGCUCCGGCUGUCCAUGCUGUCCUCCCUGGCAGUAUCGAACAACUUUCUUUCUGGGGAACUCCCACGGACUCUCAGCAGCAACAUUCUUCUUGAAAUACUUAACUUGGGAGGAAAUGACUUCACAGGUUCCUUACCAGACUUCUCACGCUGGAACAUCAGCUGUACACAGAUCGGCAACAACUUCACAGGGUCUAUUCCCGACUCCAUCUCGACCCUCACCUCCCUUGACGGCAUGCACCAUCCCCUCUGCGAUCUUCACCAUGACGAAUCUGAAACACCU
Messenger RNA from Closterium sp. Naga37s-1, 1507 nucleotides. Lineage: Eukaryota; Viridiplantae; Streptophyta; Zygnematophyceae; Desmidiales; Closteriaceae. The record is from the annotation of a GenBank genome assembly.